CACUCAUCUACCUUCUUAUCUUUUCUAAGCCUGUUUAUGUGAUUGUGAUGGCAUGUUUGAUUUGGUGAAUGAUAUCGUGCUGGAUUUGAGGGGUGAGAAUAAAUCAUGUUAAUUUUAUGGGGAGUCUAUCAUUUGAUCUUUCAAGAGAAUAUAUUAACAUGUCCACAUGUGAGAUUCUAAUUUACACUUCAUAUACAAACAUGAAUAUGUGUGGUUGCAUAUAAUUUAUGGUAGAUAAAAUGUUGAUAUAGUGUAUCUGAAUUAUUUUGUAAUUUUAUGACCACUAGGAUAAUGGAAGAUCAUAGUUGGAUGUACACGGGGCAUAGAGGGCGAGGAGAUUAUACUACUGAAUGGAUAGAGAAAACUGAACAGUUUGUAGAUUAUGUGUUUGGUAGAGCAAGUGGUGAGGAUGUCCCAUGCCCAUGCAAUUUUUGUGGUAACACACGGCCACAAAUAAGGAUGACAAUGAUUAAACACUUGUGCAAGUUUGGAUUUAGACUAGACUAUACAGUGUGGGUCUACCAUGGUGAAGAGCACCCAACUAGAUCUGAGGUGCUGAGGCAGCGCAUCGAUGAUCAUGAGUUUGAUAAUGAUCGAAUAGAUGACAUGGUCAACGAUGUCCGUGAUGCACAUGGACCAUCUAUAGAGGAAGAACCUGAGCCUGUAGCCCGUGAUUUCUUUCAAAUGUUAUCUGCAGCAAGCCAGCCUCUCCAUGAACACACACAAGUCUACCUACUUGAUGCUAUCACCCGUCUACUUGCAGUCAAGUCUCAAUUCAGCACAAGCAUUGCAUGCUUUGAUGCUUUCUUGAGUGUUAUCUUCACCCUUCUCCCACAUGGCCAUAGACUUCCCCGUAACUUAUAUGAGGCAAAGAAAUUACUAAGUGCCCUUAGUAUGCCAUCUGAGAAGAUAGAUGCUUGCCCCAAUAACUGUAUGCUGUUUAGGAAGGAGAAUGAGAACAAGAAUUAUUGUGAUAAAUGUGGUGAGUCUAGGUAUAUUGAAGUUCAAGGAAGUGAUGGUCUAAAGAGGCAGCUCACUGUGGCCAGGAAAGUGCUGCGCUAUCUACCAGUCAUAUCACGGCUUCAACGUCUGUACAUGUCAGAAGGUUUAGCCAAACAAAUGACAUGGCACAAGUAUGGCCAUCGCUACCAUCCAGAUAAGCUAGUCCACCCAUCUGACGGUGAAGCAUGGAAGAAAUAUGACCGGCAUUUUCCAGAGUUUGCUGCUGACCCUAGAAAUGUUCAGCUUGCAAUUGCAACAGAUGGAUUCAACCCAUUUGGUAUGGGUGCAUCACCUUACUCUUGCUGGCUUGUGUUUGUAAUCCCACUCAACCUCCCACCUGGUGUUAUCAUGCAAAAGCACAACAUUUUCCUCAGUUUAGUAAUCCCUGGACCCAAAUACCCUGGAAAGAACAUUAAUGUAUUUAUGCAGCCCCUAGUAAAUGACUUGAAUGUAGCUUCCGAGCAAGGCGUACUUACAUAUGAUCGGGCAUCAAAGCAAAAUUUCACAAUGCGUGCAACAUAUCUAUACUCCCUCCAUGAUUUUCCCGGCUAUGGCAUUUUUUGUGGGUGGUGCGUGCAUGGAGAAAUGCCCUGUCCAGUUUUCAUGGAUAGUGUAAAAUGCAUAUGGUUGAAGUCUGGUCACAAGUGGUCCUUCUUUGAUUCCCAUCGACAGUUUCUUCCAUUGGAUCAUGAGUUUAGGUCUGAUACGGAGGGCUUUCGGGCAAAUGUUUCUGUCCACAACGAAGCAUCUCCUCGCCUAACAGGAGAGGAAAAACGUGCACAAUUUGAAGCCCUUGACCCCCUUGCUGAUGGUAAUGGGUUCAAGGAAUAUGGCGAUCAACACAAUUGGACCCACAUUGUAGGCCUAUGGCAGUUAUCAUACUUUGAUAAGCUUCUUCUUCCGCACAACAUAGAUGUAAUGCACAAUGAGAAGAAUGUCAUGGAGGCCAUAUUUAACACAUUCUUUGACCUUCCUGACAAGACCAAGGACAAUGUUAAGGCUCAUAUUGAUCAAGCUGAACUUUGCAAUAGACCACAUCUCAACAUGAUUUACAAACCCUCUACCGGAAAAUGGGAGAAGCCACAAGCAGAUUUUUGCUUGAGUAGACCCCAACGGAAGGAAAUACUAGAGUGGUUUCAGACCCUAAAGUUUCCUGAUGGGUAUGCAGCAAAUUUGAGGAGAGGAGUGAACCUGAGUACCAUGCGCAUCAAUGGGUUAAAGAGUCAUGACUAUCACACAAUGAUGGAAUGCCUAUUACCUGUCAUGUUUCGAGGGUAUGUUACGGAUAAUGUUUGGGAAGUGAUGGCAGAGUUGAGCCUCUUCUAUCGUUAGCUAUGUGCGAAAGAGCUAGACCCCAUUGUGUUGGAAAGCAUGGAGCGUGAAGCACCUAUUUUACUUUGUAAGUUAGAGAAGAUCUUUCCUCCAGGGUUCUUUAAUCCAAUGCAGCACCUAAUUCUUCAUCUCCCAUAUGAAGCAAGGAUGGGUGGACCAGUACAAUAUCGUUGGAUGUAUCGAAUUGAGAAUUGUCAAAAAGACCUUAGAAGCAAAGUAAAAAACAAAUCUCAUGUUGAAGCGGGUAUUGUAGAGGCAGAAACUCUUGAAGAAAUCUCAAACUUCUCAUCCAUCUACUUCACUGACCAUGUCCCCACGGUUCAUAAUCUAAUCCCAAGAUACAAUGUGGAUGUCGAGUCUGAUUGUGAACUCAGCCUCUUCAAAUCAAGGGGUGACACCACUUGUAAGGCAGGAAGACGGGAAUUGACAGAGAAAGAGUGGCAGACUGCUAUGCUAUAUGUCCUCACCAAUCUUCAUGAGGUUGAUGACUAUGUUGGGCAAUUCAAGGAUGAACAAUGGAAGAGACAUGGUGAUCCAACUAGGAGACAACUUGAGAAUUUACUAAGGAAUGGUGCUGGGCGUGGCCGUCCUAAUUUUGUUUCUUGGUUCUAUCAGCUAAGCUUGAGGGACAUGUCCAUGAGUGCUGACUUGAAGCAAGUAGCAAAAGGAUACCACCAAUGGGUGAAAACAUAUAGUACCUAUGAUGUAAAUGGUUACCGGUUUCGAACAGACAAACAUGAGAAGGAAAGGCCUAAUGCAACUACCAUAAAUAGUGGCUUGGUGACUAUUGGUCAAGACAACGAUGGUACAACAAUUGAGUACUAUGGAUUUAUCAAAGAUAUCAUUGAACUCAGUUUUGAAGGCCGUAUAUCCUUGUCUCUUGUCUUGUUCGAUUGUCAUUGGUUCCAUCCAAGAAAUGGAGUUAUACGAAUGUCGCAGUAUGGGUUGGUAGAGGUUGCACAUGGGACUAUAAAUCCAGGUUUUGAGCCAUUUGUUGUAGCUCAACAAGCCACCCAGGUGUACUACAUCCCUUACCCAUGCAAAUCUAUACCAAUUCUUGCGAACUGGUGGGUGGUAUAUAAGGUUAAUGCACCGGGUAAACUACCCUCCCCUUCUGAGCAGGACUAUGAUA
Messenger RNA from Phragmites australis (common reed), 3466 nucleotides. RefSeq lists its product as uncharacterized. The record is from RefSeq and is a predicted model, not a curated record. The coding region runs from base 277 to 2334 and encodes 685 amino acids. The transcript has 3 exons. NCBI's taxonomy places the organism in Eukaryota, Viridiplantae, Streptophyta, Magnoliopsida, Poales, Poaceae.